AUGGGCGAGAUCCUGUGCACAUCUGUCGACGACUGUAGGCGGAAGCUUGAAGGAAGCCUCUCAAAGCUGGGGGACUUUGUGGGGAGCUGGGCCAGCGAGAACUUGCAAAAGUUGAGUGACCAGGGCUUGAAAGGCGUGAAGGCUUUGGAGGCCCAAGGGAAUGCAGGUUUCCAGGCCAUGGAGUCGAUUCAGACGCAGGUCGAUGGCACGGUGGGCUCAAUCAAAGACUUUUUUUCAGGCGCGGCACAGGAGGCGACUAACAUUGUUCAGAGAUAUGGCUUUAUCAACAGCCUAUGCGCACCAGAUGGCAUCAACUCUCGAUUUCCGAUUGCGGUCUGGACGAUUUCUGACAACUUCGACGCGGUCGUAGACAAGCUGAAGCAAUGUGCUUCGAAGAAGUAUCAGAACAAGCUGCCCACGCCUUUCAUGGAUGUGUCCGUCCCAGGCUUCUGCCUGCCAGAGGUGGCACGAGCACCGUUGAAAGGCAUCGUGGCAGCUGUCCGCUAUGCGAUUGCGGAAGGCGGUCCUGCUGCCUCCACCGGCUUCAUGAAUGCCUUCAAGA
This is a messenger RNA of Symbiodinium pilosum, 562 nucleotides long. NCBI's taxonomy places the organism in Eukaryota, Dinophyceae, Suessiales, Symbiodiniaceae. The record is from the annotation of a GenBank genome assembly.